AUGGCAAGGCUUUGCGUGGGUGUGCCGUUCGGGGUUACACUUCUGCUCAUGGUUGCUCUUGCAUUAGCACGAGUGGCCAGCGCCCAGAACGUGCCAAACCAAGCCACGACACCGUCUGCCGCAGGCCUUGAAGAGAACAAGAACCUCAUCUUCGGCGGUGGCUAUGCUGGCGGUGCUGCCAUUGUUGCGAUACCGGUGGUUGUCGGGGGCGGUGUCCUUGGUGGCUAUGGUGGAAUGGCCGGCCUCGGCGGAUUAGGUGGUCUUGAUGGCCUAGGUGGCGGUGGUGGGGGUGGCCCCGGUGGCCUUGGCGGUGUUGGCGGUGGCCUUGGAGGUGCGGGUGGCGUCGGCGGUGGAGCUGGUGGCAUUGGUGGUCUUGGAGGUGCAGGUGUUGUCGGUGGUGGAGCUGGUGGCCUCAGCGGUGGGGGUGGUGGUGCAGCCGGCGGCACUGCUCCUUGA
Molecule: messenger RNA, 456 nt
Organism: Zingiber officinale
Lineage: Eukaryota; Viridiplantae; Streptophyta; Magnoliopsida; Zingiberales; Zingiberaceae
Product: glycine-rich protein 23-like
Exons: 1
Coding region: 1-456 (151 amino acids)
Source: RefSeq, a predicted model, not a curated record